Molecule: messenger RNA, 5380 nt
Organism: Neodiprion fabricii
Lineage: Eukaryota; Metazoa; Arthropoda; Insecta; Hymenoptera; Diprionidae
Product: zinc finger protein 16-like
Exons: 6
Coding region: 1079-2212 (377 amino acids)
Biological process (GO): regulation of transcription by RNA polymerase II
Cellular component (GO): nucleus
Molecular function (GO): RNA polymerase II cis-regulatory region sequence-specific DNA binding; zinc ion binding; DNA-binding transcription factor activity, RNA polymerase II-specific
Source: RefSeq, a predicted model, not a curated record
AGCAUCUACUACAUACAGUGAAAAUCAAUCACGGUGCUUGGCGACCUAAACCAAAGAUGCUGACUCUUUACUACUGAUGACCAUGCGUCUAACUACAUUUUCGCAAUAGAUAUUCCUAUCUAACUUCUGGCUUCAGCCAAAGAUAUCCGUUGGAAUAAUUGGAAUAUGGUAUACAAUAUAACUGCACGGAGACUGAAAAAACUAGAGCUUAACUCGUGAACGUUGGUCAUGCUGUAUGAAGUCAGGCUUGAGGACGACAAUAGCAGGGCUUCGCUUUUCGAAUAUUUUUUUACUCUGCUUUAGUGCAUCGCAAAGAACGACGCCACGGACAAUAAGCUCGGUGCAUAUAGAAAAGUCCCCAGCUUCACUUAAGGCAAAUAGCAAGCGCUCUUUACUGGCCCUAUGCGACAGGGCGAUUCGAAACGAGGUGUUAAUUUCGUGCCAUGGAAUAGCUACGGAGGCUUAUGUAUGGCUGGGUUGUUGGCGUAGAGAGGAAGAAAUGCCUGUCGGUUGGGACAAAUACGGUCGAUUUGGUGCUGUCGUAAAUUUCGCGCACGGUCUCUAUGGAGAGAGUAGUUCCGAGGGUCAGCUGUAGCUAUGUCCAUGGCUGCUAACAUGGCGAAGAAAGAUAGCCUGGUGGUAUCCCCGUCUGUGUUGAUCCAGUCCCGUCCAAUUAGGUAAAACAAGAGCAAGGAACUAUCUCUCUCUGUCCGCUCUUCUAAUGGAAGCGAAUGGGGAGCGCGCGGUCCAGUUACAUUCACGAUUUCUGUGAUUGGAAUGUGCGGAUCGAACGUGAUUCGAGUCGGCAUAGCAGAAUACUACAAUUUCCUUCGGCUCUUCAGCUCCCCUUAGCAACGCUCCAAAGUCCAUAAGAGAAUGCGAACAGUGUAGAAUCUGUGCAAACAACGUUUCGAAGGAUGAAGGGGUGUAUAUUUUUUCUGAAGAAAGCAGACGACACUAUCUGCAAGCAAAAAUACGCAAAUAUUUAUACGUGUUGGUAUCCUCCGAUGAUAAGUUGCCACAAAUCGUUUGUUCGACAUGUACGAAAAGAUUGGAUGGCAUUCAUCGGUUUGCAACAAUGGCACAUCGAGCCCAGGAAAAGCUAAGAUUACAACUAUCAGAAAUAAUGGAGAAUGUGAAGGAAGCGGAUGAAAUGGCAGAUGGGAAAAUCAGGAUUAAUCCAGAGGCAACCAGAAGGUUGGAAGAUCGAGGAUUGCUGCAUUCAAUCCUUACUCAAGUGCGUCCGCCAGAAGGCGCUAUAGAAAUAUUGGCUGAAGGCGAACCACUAGAGUCAGUUUCUCUGUUAUCCCAUGAAGACAGCGAACAUACUCAAAGUAUGGAAGAAAUGGAAGUCAAAGUUGAUCCCAUGUUAUUUUUGCAAUGCGCAUUGGAACAAUCUGGGUCCGAUGUAUCUGAUGUAUCGGAUAAUGAAGACAAAGAGUCUAGAACGUCAUCACCUGAGCCGCCGUCAGUUACGCACAAGAAUAUUGAGAUAAAACAAGAACCACCCUGUUACGACACUAAGCCAUUUGAAUUAAUGGAGACUGACGAAGAUGUAUUAAACAACAGCAUAAAACCUUACGAAUGUACAAUAUGCGCUCGAUCUUUUAUAUCUCAAAUUGGACUGCAAAACCACUUGUGGUCACACUUACCCAGGGAUCAUAGAUUUGACGGGAAACCUAUACUGAGGUCACAACAAGUGUUUUCUACAAAUGGAGUGCUACAUACAAGUUCGGAUAACAAUUCGACUGGAAAUUUCAUAUGCCCAAUUUGUAGCAAACGGAUAUCAACAAAAGGAAAUUUGAAAGUGCAUUUGGAAACGCAUAGGCCUAAAGGGAAGUACGGCUGUGAUAUAUGUGGCAGAAUUUUCAAAACACAGUCCAAUUUAUUCCGUCACAAAGAGUAUCACGGAGGUAUUCAAUUUCCGUGCAAUGUUUGUGGCAGAGUAUAUCCAACAAAUUCUACACUGCGUGCGCACAGUAUAACUCAUUCGGAUCUGAGACCCCAUGCUUGCCCGUUAUGUGACAAAACGUUCAAGAGAAAUCAAGACCUGAAGUUCCACAUAAAUCAACACACUGGUGCUAGGCCUUACCAAUGUCCGUAUUGUCCGAAAGCAUUUGCAAGCUCUGGAAAUUGUUUUUCUCAUCGAAAACGAAUGCAUCCACGAGAAGUUCAUCGAGAUCGGCAAAGAGCAGCAGAUUUAAUGAGAUGAACCUCGGAGAGCAAGUUCGAAGAAUGGGUGUAAUGAGGAGUCAAUGAGAAUGCAACUCUUCUAAUAGCGGUAUCACAUCUUGAAGUAUUUUACAUACGUAACCAUCAGGACUGGGCGGGCAUCCAGCAUACUCGGGUAUCUGAAUCGAACAUUGAACUUGAAUGAAUAUAUACCCGUAAUUCUAGCAGCGUGAUGCUAUUUAAUUAUUUUGUCAAGACACUGGAUAAAACAAUUCCAAAUCUGUUGGGUUACCUGACCUGACGAAUUUGACUACCCACAUACGUCUAGUAACCAUAAAUAUUCUACUUUCAAAUUACGUGGUGCUAACUAUCUGUCGCAUCAUUGCAAAGUUUUUCCUCCAGCUUGUUCUUAUUUCGUUAUAGUAAAUAAUAUAAAAUGAGAUACAAGUUGAUAUCCUUUGAGUAUACAAUUCAAAAAUUAGUAUGGAAAACUAUAACAAUCAUUUCAUAAGGAUUAUUGUUUAGGCAUGACCAUAUUUUUUGAUAUUUAAAUAUUCGUUUUAUUAUAAAAUAGGUGUAACGCAAAUUUGUAAGAUUGGACAUCGUAGAGACGAUUUGAUGACCGUGAUUUAUGUCAAUUUCAGGCAUUUAAAUCUAGAUAUCACCAGUGUAUAUUAUUGUGUUCAGAAUGUCCACCAUUUCAUAUGAUUUGUUCAAGGCGUCUGUUAAGUUAAAAUUAGAUACUUUUCACUAAUUCUAUUAUGAGGUAGUUACACACCAAAGCUUUAUCAAAUUAAUAUGUUCGUAAGCUAUAUGCAAUGAUUUCCUCAAAAAUGCAAAAUAAAACAUACUCAAUUUAAAAUCAAGAGCUUACAUAUCGCAUGGAUGUAACAAUUCAAUAAGUACUCAAUGCGCGGCCAUGUCCUAAUAAAAUAAUUAAAUAGUGUCAAUUUUUUGUCAAUCAGCUUCCUUAAAGUGCAACACCUAUGUUUGAAAUGCAGAGUACCACAUGAUCGUGCCUGUAAGGGGAAUUCAAGUUUAUGAUCAAGAAAUUUCAUUGCAUAAAAUAUAAUGAGAUCGUGAAUGCAGUGUAAGUUAGUAUUCUAGUCAUCAUGUUUGAAAUGAAAUUUACACACAUAGGUAUGUAGGUAGUCGAAGAUAUAUAAUACAGUAUUUUGUCUAUGUGUAGGAUUAAGCCAAUUUAGUAGGUGAAGUAGCGUAGGGGGAACAAGAAAAGUGAUUUUAUACAACGUACGAAAACUCUGCAUGUAUGAAGAAUUGUCGAAAGCUAUUUUCUAGUUUGUGACGGUUUAAUACAAAGCAUAUACGUAGAUAUGUCAUUCGGUGUUAAGACUGUAUACGAAAAGUGUGUGUCAAAUUAGAUUAAAUAAGAAUGUAGGUAGUUACCGUCUAAGAUACGUUAAUUUCAUGUCAUGAAAAAUAUAUUUAGACACGUAUAUUGAUAGUAUUACAAUUUAAGAAAGGAAUUAAAGGGCCUACUUAGAAUCGUAUUGCAGCUCGUAUCAUUAUUCUUAUAAGAAAACUAAUAUUAAUGAAUGUUAAAUGAAGUCUGAAUAGUGUUAGGAAACCAAUUUUCGACUAGAUAUUUGUGUACUGUAGAAAUAUAGAUCAUAUAGAACGUGCUUCCGUACAAUAUACCUUAGGACGUUUUUAAAAAAAUCCUAAAUUUUUUAAACUCCUUCUACCAUUUAUUAUAGAUUUAGUUCGCCGCUCUACAAUAUAAAAGUUAAAUGACGUCGAAAACACAGUAAAAAGAAUCCAAUGUCCGAAAACUCGUCGUUUCCGUAAGCUUCCAAAAUUUUUGGAUCUCGUAUGUUUUUUUUUUUUUUUUACUGCAGUUUCAUAAUUUCUUUUAAGGGGGAAAGCCACUGUGAUGGCCGAAAAAAUUACCGAUUUUUAAGAAUUUUUUGCAGAGGGAUAUCUAAUUAAUAAAGGGAUCGAAUUGAUGGUGUUUUACUACGUGUAUACUAAACUUAUUUUAUAUAAAUUAUUAUUAAAAAAUAUUUAAAAUUAACCAAAACCACCGUUUGCCGAGAUAUCAAUGCCACGAUGGGGAGGGGAAAUUUUUUUUAUUAGUCGUUAAGUUAAGACCCAUAUCUUUGUUAAUUUUAAAUAUAAUUCAAUAAAAAUUUACAUAAAACAAGUUUAAUAUACACGUAAUAAAAUACCAAUAAUUCAAUUCCGUUAUUAAUUGGUUAAGUCUGUGAAAAAAAUUCUUAAGCAUCGGUUAUUUUUUCGGCCGUCGCAGUGGCUUUCCCCCUUAAUUCAAAAGUUUUAUUCAUUGAGAGUACAGAAACCAAUUCGUAACUUCAGGUUGAACCUAAUAGAUUUGAGGGACAUUCAGUAAAGAGAAGAAAUUUGCACCUCUUCUUGAAAUAUCUGUAAUAUAUAUAUGUGUAUAAAAUUACUAAACACGUAGCGAAGAUAAUUUGCAGUGACUAAUAAUUGAUGAACCUGAUGCGUAAUCUUACAUUAAUCUUAUCGCUGAAUAGUGCUAUACCAGCUAAUUGAUUAUGUGGCUAGUGAGACGUUCUAAUAUAGUUUAAAUAAAAAUGGGUAUCUACACAUUUUGCAAAUACUUUACGCACGCGCUGAAUUUGCCAAAAAACUAACAGCCGACAGUGCAGUCGAAUGAAACAAGGAGUAUUAGGCGAGUUUUGCAAAGUGAAUAAAUUAAAAGAAAUUCGAGAACUUUGUAAGCAAUGACGAUGAGAAAUAGUUCGUAAUUUACGACUAAUCAAUCAGUGUUCAGCGUAAUUUAAUCAAUUUUGGUACGCCUUGAAGUGGUCAAAAUUUCAAUACGAUUGAUUGGAAAUACUAUAAAUGAGUAUAUAAAUUCUUGAAAAAAACAGGCUUCACACCGUUGGAACUUGCAAUUGAUCAAUCGGAAAGACAGGGAUUUUAUCUUUUGAGUAAUGUAAGAACGUAAUGUGAUAAAUAUACAAAUUUUGGUACACACUGCAGGAUCCUCCGAUUUUUAUGAUCGUUUGACGAAUUUGAAGAUAACAAUGGGGACUAUUUUACUACCUUAAAAUAGUGAGUAAAUUGCCGAUCCCGUUCCACGUGUAACUCAUGUGAAUUGACAUCAUAUUAUUAAAACCGAAAAUAGAACUGUAGAAUCAACAUGUACCACACAAUAUUAUACACUGAGUAUUAUACAAAAAUAAAUCAUACCACACACAUCGGA